CGCCUUUAUAAGGAGCGCGGGUGGCGCCGGCGCGAGAACUUUAGUUUGUUUGUGUUUGGUUCGGCAGCUGCAAGUGGCGAGGCGAGGCUGUGCCGAGAGAGCACGGGAGCCAUGGAUCGGAGCGCGGGUGUAAGUGUGGCGCGACGACGGAGGGGUGGAAUGACUGAAUGAAUGAGAAAGAGUGUUCGGACUGGAGGGCUGUGGAGAUGCCGCUUUCCAGUGGCGCGCGUUGCCUAACUGAGCGGGAUCUCGCGGGAAAUAAGGGAGAGCCCAAGCACAGCCAUGCGGCUGUUUCAGUGGUAAUAAUCACAAUAGUAAUCGUGUUGGACGUGGGUGACGCCUCCGCUUCUCCUAGAGGCGAAGAGAUGGGAGCGCGCUCAUUCGUCUUUGCAAGCAAAUCUGCUUCUGAGCUUCUAAGGCUCCUAGGGACUCUAACAAUAAAGCAGAUUCUCGCCCUUUGGCAGUAGAUCGGGACUGCACCUUGCAAUAAUAGCCGGCGCAGUAGCCUUGCAAGAGACUGUAGAAAAGUCGCCCCCGGACUUUUCCCUCUUUUUUAAAGCUGGGGGUCGAGGCGGCCGUGGAGCGCGUGCUCGUGCACCCUUCCGUGCGUCCUUUUUUCAGUUUCCCUUAGGGAGAAAUUCCAUGGACAGGAACGCGACUUGCUUGCACGUAAAUGUGCGCGAGUUGGGGUUGGCGGUUUGAGAUCUUCCCCACAACGCAAUAAUAAGUAGAAUCGUAGAUGGACCUCUGGCGGGGUGCGCGCGUGGUUUGCAGCCCGAGGAACCUGUUGCGGUGGGAAGGGCAUGAAUCACUUAACUAAAACGGCAGCUUGCCCUUAAAAAAAGCCUCAUGUUUACAUACUGCCCCCAAAAAAACCCAAACUUUUUUUUGGCAUGCCUUCUGUCUCUGUUAGGCUUGAGAGCCAGUUACGGGAGAAAGCAGCUCACCACCACCCCUUUGCUUGUUUAUAGCUGCAUCCUAUUGAAUUCCGAAGGAUUAUUCUGCGGCGAAACUUUGGCUGUGGCUCUCCCGUCUUCCCUGCGCGCGGUUAGAAACGCGGUGACUUCGCUUUGGCUGUACAAAGCGAGGAAAAGUUAGAAGGUGGAUCGAGCGCGUUUGAGCACUCUUGAAGCCGCCUUGCCUUUCCAGUUCUCUUCAGUCGUAAGCUUGCAUUGCUACAAAACCAGAGGAAUGGUGCAGAACUCGCUGAAGACAGUGGGAACUCAUAUUUAGAAAUGGGCUAUGUCUACUCAGAAGUGAGCCCUGCCUUAAUUCAGUGGAGUUCACUCCCAGAUUAGAGGGUUUAGGACUGCAGCCUUUCGUCAUUAUGAGCAGUAACGAUUUCUUCUUAAGUUUACCUGUCCCAAGUUAAACACGCAGCGGGAUCUGUAUGAUGGAUCCGUUUAAGACUGGGGAGGUGGAGCCAAAGGGUGGCGGAGGUUAGCUAGAGGAAUAUUGUGAUUUGUGUAAGUUUGCUUGGAGGGUAUAUCACACCAGGUGGUCAAUGGCUGUUUAGAAUCAUCAAAUUGUAGAGUUGGAAGGGACCCCAAGGGUCAUCUAGUCCAACCCCCUGCAAUGCAGGAAUCUCAACUAAAUCAUCCAUGACAGAAUAAUACCAACUUUAGUUGUUAGCUAAAUGGGUAACAGAUUUGGUUCAAAAGAUUACUUAACAUUCAGCAAAGGAUUUCUAGACCUCAGCAAAAAUUCCUGAAUAAGUUUUUGAGCCCUUGCAUGCUUGGAGAUGUGAAGAUCUAAAGGGUCCUAGUUCAUUUGCAGUUUGAACAUCUGUGUUCAGCUUGGGGAAGAGAUUUCUCUGUUGGAAAGCAAUGUUGGCGCUUCAGGUUUGAUCCAGGAUGGCCUCCUUUUUAAAAGUUGUUAAAAAUAAAUAAAUCUGUGGCCCAAAUAAAAAGAGAUGUGCUUUGAAUUGGCCUACAAAGUUGCUUGAGUUCUGUUGAAGUGUGAGAGCAAAGAUUGUGCAAGAGAUGCAGAGGGUGGAGGGAUUCUCAAAGUCUUGGGUAGCAGCAGCUGUGCCCAGGUAGCCACUCCCUCCCUUGGCUGUUAUUCGCUGUCUGAGUGUUCAAACGGCUGGUGGUUUCCUGAGAUGCCCUUCUCAUGUCACAAGCUUGUGCAAGAGACUGGGGGAAAAACCUCAAUGCCUGAGGGGGCAGGCUGUACCUAGAUGGCCACGCCCUCCCCUUGCUUUUCUUUCCCUGUCUGCUUGGCUGGUGGUUUCCUAAGAUGCCCUUUCUCUUGCUACUUCUCUUUUUUUCUUCUGUUGGCGGGCAAAAUUGAAAAAUAUCCUUUCCCUCCAACUGACACGCAGUCCUAUGCAACAGCCACGGGGGAACAGUAAUCUAAUGAGGACUUAGGCUUGUCCAUUUUGCCCAACAUCCUUAUUAUUCUCUGCCCCCUCCUCUAGUGUGUGUGUGUGUGUUUGCUCAACAUCCAACCCAGUGAGUUUCCAUUAAGUCACAGGUUUCCCCACUUCAUUGUAACUUGUUAGUAGGCCCUAAUAAAGGUCCUUUGAGUUGGCCCUAUGGAUGUUCUUGGAUUUUCCUCUUAAUGGAUCAGUAAUCCAUUAUCCCUUUCCUAGACUGCUCCAGGUCAUAUUAUGUGAAACUGUAUAGCACAGUGCUCUGCAUGGCUAAUGAAAACUUUGUAUAAAAACUUUGCUUCAGGUUCAUAAAAAAAUUUUCUGACCAGCAUUUUAUUCCAUAGAGGAAAUACUGAAGGGAGUCUGGAUGUUUGCUUUCAUAUCCCAAGUUGAAGCUCUAGUGGGUGGCUUUUGUAAAUCCAUUAUAAUGCCUACUUCUGUUUCAAAAUUAGUUUCUUCUUGUCAUUAAGAUAAAUAGGGAACUAAUGUUCAUUUUUCUACUGUACAUCUGGGAAUCACUUCAGUCAUGAUGACUUGACUUCAUAGAUAGCACUUCCAUCUAGAAAAAACCCUACAGACCACAUGUGAUCCCCAUUGUGUAUUAUUUUGUUCAUAGCCUACACAUAGAUGCAAUGGAAAGCAGUGAUUGACAGUAUUGCAAGUAUAUCACAUGUGCUCUGAUCUAACUUGCCUGUAACAGUUGUCACCUGUUGCACUAUGUGCACAUGAUUUGCAAGAUUUUAUCUAGUGAUCCAUGAAGGAAAUUCCUUGUGUUUGAAGAACAGCGGGGAAAGAAAUUGAAAAAUUCCAAAUUAGUCUGGAACUAAUUUGCGCAGCUAGUUUCCAUUUCUUAUCUUGAAAGAUUCAUGUUUUCUUCCUAGUUUUUGGUUAGGUCACUGACCGUUCUUGGAAACUAAAAUAUGUGGUCUAUAUGUUAAGAAAAAUUGAAAGUUUACAAAAAGGAACUAGGCUGUUAUUGUUUAUAGUUGCAGAAUUAGGAGCUUUAAAGGCAGAAUGACAGAACCCUUGGGUACACUACAGUAGCAAAGCAUAAACAAUUAAAAGAGAACCUUCCUUGUCUGUUGCAACUAAUGAAAGUAUAAUAAAUGUUCUCAAAAGCACUGCUUCCAUCACUCUAAUUUCCCUAAAAGUCAUAGAAGAAAAGACUGACUGUUAGUGGCUUAAGGUCACCUCGAGGUACUCUUGAGGAUUUGAAUCCUGGUUGCCAAAUCUAAGGUGCUAUCUGCUAUACAACAUUGACGCUUGCUGCUAGUGAGUGUACACUAACUGUGAGCUCUCUCGCUGUCAUCUAACUAGUUUUUGUUCUUUUAAUUCUUCUACAGCUGUCUUCUGCAUACUUUUUUGACCUUUCUGACAAUAGUACCGAUGAGACCGGCUCUGGUGACGAUGGCAACUACCAAGGAGAAGCAUGUUUUGGACAGGAGAACGCCGAUUUCAACCGGAUCUUCUUGCCCACAAUCUUCUCCAUCAUUUUCUUGACAGGAAUCAUUGGCAAUGGCUUGGUUAUUGUUGUCAUGGGCUAUCAGAAGAAGCUGAAGAGCAUGACUGACAAGUAUCGAGUACAUCUCUCAGUGGCUGACCUCCUGUUUGUAAUCACUUUGCCCUUCUGGUCUGUGGAUGCCGUGAUCGGCUGGUACUUCGGCAACUUCUUGUGCAAAGUAGUCCAUUGCAUUUAUACGGUCAACCUCUAUAGCAGUGUCCUGAUCUUGGCCUUCAUAAGCUUAGAUCGAUACUUGGCAAUUGUGCAUGCAACCAACAGCCAGAGACCCAGGAAGUUGCUGGCGGAAAAGAUCGUCUACAUUGGUGUCUGGCUGCCAGCUCUGCUUCUGACUGUGCCCGAUAUCAUCUUUGCUAGCACAAAGGUCACUGGUGAGCCAGGUGUAAAAUACGUAUGCCAGCGAUUUUACCCUCACGAAACCUGGACAAUUUCCUUCAGGUUUCAGCAUAUUAUAGUAGGCCUCAUCCUGCCUGGUCUUAUAAUCCUGACUUGCUACUGCAUUAUCAUUUCCAAGUUGUCACAGUCAAAAGGCCAACAGAAGCGCAAAGCUUUGAAGACCACAGUCAUCCUCAUUGUUGCCUUCUUUGCCUGCUGGCUACCAUACUACAUUGGCAUCAGCAUAGACACCUUUGUCUUCCUUGGAGUCAUCCAGAACGGCUGUUACUUUGAGGAGGUUGUGCACAAAUGGAUCUCCAUUACUGAAGCCCUGGCAUAUUUCCAUUGUUGCCUGAAUCCCAUCCUUUAUGCUUUCCUGGGUGCCAAAUUCAAGACAUCUGCCCAAAAUGCUUUGACCUCUGUUAGCAGAGGCUCAAGCCUUAAGAUUCUCUCCAAAGGCAAGCGAGGGGGACAUUCUUCUGUUUCGACAGAGUCGGAGUCUUCGAGUUUCCAUUCCAGCUAACAAUAUAUUUUAUUUUCUCUCAAUAUUUGUAAAAUUGGGACUCUAUAUAUAUAUAUAUUUGUUCUACGUGAUUUUGGAGGUUGAACUCCUUCAAGAUAAUGUACAAGUUUAUUCCCAGACGGAAUGUUGUAUUUGCUUUUAGUUUUCUGUGGGAUUUAAUGGACUUAUUUAUAAAAUUAAAAACUGUACAUCUUGGUGAGUGUGUGUGUCUAGGAGGCAGGGCCUGAAUAUGUGGCUAGGAGAUAAAAGUUUUACUGCUUGUCUGUCUAGUUGUGCAGAUGUUGAAUAACGGUUGCGUUUGAGUUUUUUGUAUAUAAAAGAAGUAUUUUCAGUGUACUGGUUGAAAGAAGGCAUAAUAUUUUAUACGGAUAUUUAGGCCUCUGGCCCAGAUUGCAUAAGCUGUUUUGGUUUACACUAGUUUUAUUGCAUUGCAGAAAGUGGGUGCAAUCCCAGAAGGCAAAUAUCAAAAUGCAUAAAAUUGAAUGCAGCUGGAUUGCACCCAGUGACACUUACAACCAAAGUAUCUUCUUGUCAAGUGCUCUUUUGAUAGCAAAUUGGUUUGCAAAUCUUUUGCCAUUGUAAAGUUGUAAAUAAAAGUUUGUGAUAAAAGAAAACUA
Molecule: messenger RNA, 5408 nt
Organism: Podarcis lilfordi (Lilford's wall lizard)
Lineage: Eukaryota; Metazoa; Chordata; Lepidosauria; Squamata; Lacertidae
Source: the annotation of a GenBank genome assembly